This is a messenger RNA of Juglans microcarpa x Juglans regia, 621 nucleotides long. RefSeq names its product ATP-dependent DNA helicase PIF1-like. Lineage: Eukaryota; Viridiplantae; Streptophyta; Magnoliopsida; Fagales; Juglandaceae. The coding region runs from base 1 to 621 and encodes 206 amino acids. Gene Ontology annotation, molecular function: DNA helicase activity. The transcript has a single exon. The record is from RefSeq and is a predicted model, not a curated record. Gene Ontology annotation, biological process: DNA repair; telomere maintenance.
AUGGGAAAAGACAUCAACAUAUUUCAUCUUUUAGAUCAUGAUAUUUCUUUUGAUGAAUAUGAACUUCAGUCUAGAGAGAUUAAUGAUGAAUUAGCAAUCAUAAUUUCAGAAGAAGACCUUAUAGCAUCAACAGUUCUCAAUGAUGAACACCAAUAUGCUUAUGAUUCAAUUUUACAAAAGGUUUUCUCAAAUCAGGCAGGCUCUUUCUUUAUUGAUGGUUCUGGUGGAACACAAAAAACAUUUCUAUAUAAAGCGCUUCUUGCUACAUUAAGGUCUAAACAAUUAAUAGCAGUUGCAACUAUAUCAUCUGAUGUUGCUGCAUCUAUUUUAUCUGGAGGUGGAACAACACAUUUACGAUUCAAGAUUCUAUUGAAUUUUGACAAAAACAAUACUUGCAAUGUUAGCAAACAAAGUGGACUUGCAAGAUUGUUACGUGUUGCAAAGUUAAUCAUAUGGGAUGAAACCCUUAUGUCAAAAAAACAAUCUGUAGGAGCAUUGGACAUAAUGCUCCGAGACAUCAAUAAUUCUGAAUUAUUAUUUGGUGGCAAUAUCAUUGUUUUUUGUGGAGAUUUUCGACAAAUUUUACCCGUUGUUCGUAAAAGUACAAGACGAACAAUUUGA